Molecule: messenger RNA, 1936 nt
Organism: Phyllostomus discolor (pale spear-nosed bat)
Lineage: Eukaryota; Metazoa; Chordata; Mammalia; Chiroptera; Phyllostomidae
Gene: DAO
Product: D-amino acid oxidase
Exons: 11
Coding region: 403-1446 (347 amino acids)
Molecular function (GO): D-amino-acid oxidase activity; FAD binding
Source: RefSeq, a predicted model, not a curated record
AGAAAGAGAGAAGAAAGAGGAUCGUCUCCAGCUGGCCUGGGAGACAGGCCUCCUUGUGCCCAUCAGCCCUCCAAGAACCCCCGCCCGCCCCUCCCUUCCAUCAAGGCCUGUACACAGGGGCUUGGGGUCAGCCAGAAAAGUCAGGCAGCUUUUCAGGGACGGGGAGCGAGGGGAGGUGAGGUCUCCCAGCCUGGCCCAGGUUCAGUCCCUGUAAGCAGCACAGUGCCAAGCUGUGCCCUGUCUAGAACUCCAGACUUUGACCCUGAGCUCCAGUCCCGGCUGGCAGGCAGAGGGCUGAGGACGGGACGCCCCAGAACCAGCAGCCUGCCCUCGGGAGACAGGACGCUGCACCCACAGCAGCUGCCCCUUUCCUCCAGAAGUUUGGCGUAUCAGGCUGGCACGAUGCGCGUGGUCGUGAUCGGAGCAGGCGUCAUUGGGCUGUCCACCGCGCUCUGCAUCCACGAGCGCUACCACUCAGUCCUGCCGUCGCUGGACGUGAAGAUCUACGCAGACUGCUUCACGCCACUCACCACCACCGACGUGGCUGCCGGCCUGUGGCAGCCCUACCUCUCCGACCCCAGCAACCCACAGGAGGUGCACUGGAACCAGCAGACCUUCGACUAUCUCCUGAGCCACAUCCACUCUCCCAAGGCUGCGCGCAUGGGCCUGGCCCCAGUCUCAGGCUACAACCUCUUCCAUGAAGCUGUUCCGGACCCUUUCUGGAAGGACAUAGUUCUGGGAUUUCGGAAGCUGACCCCCAGAGAGCUGGACAUGUUCCCUAAUUACAGCUACGGCUGGUUCAGCACAAACCUCAUUCUGGAGGGGAGGACGUACCUGCAGUGGCUGACAGAAAGGUUGACCGAGAGGGGAGUGAAGUUCUUCCAGCGGAAGGUGGAGUCUUUUGAGGAGGUGGCGAGAGGAGGCGCCGAUGUGAUUAUCAACUGCACCGGCGUGUGGGCCGGGGGGCUGCAACCAGACCCCCUGCUGCAGCCAGGCCGGGGGCAGAUCAUUAAGGUAGACGCUCCCUGGGUGAAGCACUUCAUCCUCACCCACGACCCAGACAGCGGCAUCUACAAGUCCCCGUACAUCAUCCCAGGGAUCCAGGCAUUGACUCUCGGAGGCAUCUUCCAGCUGGGGAACUGGAGCGAGGCAAACAGUAUUCAAGACCACAACACCAUCUGGGAAGGCUGCUGCAGACUGGAGCCCACACUGAAGGACGCCAGAAUCGUUGCUGAAUGCACUGGCUGCCGGCCAGUGCGCCCCCAUAUCCGGCUAGAGAGAGAACGGCUUCGCUUCGGAUCUGCAAACACAGAGGUCAUUCACAACUAUGGCCACGGAGGCUACGGGCUCACCAUCCACUGGGGCUGCGCCCUGGAGGCGGCUGCGCUCUUUGGGAAGGUCCUAGAAGAGAGGAAGUUGCUCACAAUGCCACCAUCCCACCUCUGAAGAUGCCAGCGACCACUGCCCCCACCCAAGGACUUCCUCGGCCAAUGAAUCAACGUGCCCGUUUCUAAGCCAUUGGCUACUCCCCACCCCACCCUUCCCUGGCUCCCGUCCACAAGAAGCCCGAGGUGAGGGGGAACCACAAGGUCAGUUCCUGGAGGUCUUCGUGCAUCUGGGAUCAGUGGUAUCCUGCGUGCUGUGAAGGGGUCUCCAUGGGUCCGUGCCAUUACUGUUCCCUCCUGUGGUGUUUCACCUGAUGGGUUCUUCUCGAAGCAUCCACCAUGAUUUUGGCCAGCCCUGAGCUAAGUCGGGUGAGAGCUAAGGUCUACGUUAGCAUUCUAAUAAUAGUAAUAGUAAUAGUAAUAGUAAUGAUGAUGAUGAUGAUGAUGAUAGUCCCUGUCUUGAUGGUUUGACUUACGAUUUUUCAAUUUUACAAUGUUGCAAAAGCAACACACAUGAUAAAUUAUAUGAGAUGUUCGACGCUAUUAUAAAA